AUGCUUGAGUUUAUUGCUUGUUCUCUCUGGCCCUCGUCAGCCACUGCGGUCCAACCUUUAUUCGAUUCGUGCCAGCUGCAGCUCCGCACCUUUCGAGUCGCUACAAGCCAGAAGCCGGAGCUUGUGCGGUUGGCCGCCGGCCGUGCAUCCAUGUCGAGCUAUCUGAAUGAUCACCAGAUCAUUACGGAAAUCGAAGAGCGCUUCGACUCGCUGGAGGCCACUGUUGGCAGCGUCGACGAGCGUGUGGAGGGCUUGGAAGCGAUUGUGAAGGUCAUGCAGGAGACCCUCAAGGGGCGGAGCCUGAAGAGUGUGGACGUGGACACCGAAGAUACGACCCGAAUAAUGGGACCGAAGUGGGGAAAAGAAGCCUCAGGCCCCUCGCCCCUCCAACCUCCAGAAGAUGAUGAUGUCUCAGAGAUCUUGGAAGGGGUGCUUGUCGGAGAAGGCGCAGACAACAACAGCAUGGACAAGGAGAACAACGCGUCACAGUUGAAACCACGGACCGGACGUGGUCAGAGGAAAACGAUCUCCACGGCCAAGGUCACCCAAAUCAACGAGCGAACCUUGGACACGCAGACACAGGAGUACUACUCCUUUGGAGAAUCCACGUGGGAUCUCUUCAUGUUCAUCGGCACUGGUGCUCUCGGACCGCUGGGCUCCCUGCAAACCUUCAUUUUGGCGAUCGUAAAUGUCGUCAUGCAAGGGAUUUUCGUGGGAAUCGCCUUGUUCAACUUCACCGACCCGGAUAUCACUCCGCAAACCAUCGAAGACACUCUUCGCUGGCGACGUUCCUCAGGACAUGCGCUUUCUGAGUAUGAUGAUGUUUCGAAGUCCUCCUUGGUGGCACGUGUCUGCCAGUUGGACAAGUCACUGCCGGUUUCUGGCAUCCAGAUGAGCAUGUACGAGAACAUUCGAAAGUACAUCAAGCCUGAAGCGGUGGGUGUGGAACGGUUCUUCACGGGCCAGGUUCUUUGUGACAUGGCUGCACAGACCAAGCUCGAACGCGAGAUUUGCAGUCUUGCGGAAGUGCGGAUGGGAUCUCCGAAGAUUACCGUGAACAAUCUUCAAGGUCUGGUGGCACUGAUUUGCCGCUCAUCUGGAAAAGAGGAUCUCAUACGUCGCAGCUCCCUUCACGAGAAUCCGUUCACGCAGGUGACACACUACAGGCUCACCGCGGUUUCGCGGCGUCGAAAGAUUAUCAGUGCAAUUCUCCUAUUGUAUCGGUUGGUUGCCGCUGGCCUGUUGAUCUAUGUCGGGACCUUCUUCUUGGUUUACACUGUUAACGUCACAGAGCUCAUCCUGAACGCAGUUGCCCUCGGCAUCAUCUUAGACAUUGAUGAUCUACUUUUCGAUGCUCUCGCUACAACACCUGGCCGACAUCUGGUCCACCAGUUGGACUCGCUGCCCAUGCCUUCCUUCCCUCGGUUUCGAGGUGCCGACGCAAAGUCGAUGACCAUGAGUUUCCUGAUCCCAGGACUCACUAUACUGAUUUACUUCACGAUGCUGGCUCCCAUUGUUCAGACCCUUACAGACGUGUCAACUGCAAUGUGCGGCGGGGCACAUCAGUUCGUCUGGACCCUCGAUAAGCGCAGGGUCGUGCUAAUGUCGCCGACGACUGGGGGUGGUUGGGACAACCUCUCUGGCUCCAUCCAGUUCCUGGCCGUGGAUGAGGCAGAGGGUUUACCGACAGUUGACGGCAUCCCCAAUCUGGAGGCUAUCCAAGAGACGGAGUACGGAUUUUGGGUGAGAGAGGUGAGCCUUGCCAUCAGAGUGGGAAGUUGUGGUACUGGAGAGCGUCGGAUCAACGGGAGCAGAUUGACAGAGGCCUCUGUUCUAUCAUUGGAGGAAACCGUGGAUGCCUACAACACAGACUGUGGAGACAUCGGCAACCAGGAGCCGAUCCUGAACUACUUGAGGAAUGCGGUGGGUAAUCAAAGCCUUCGAGGCUGCGCUGACGCAAAGCCAUACUGCAACUCCGUAACCAAGAUGCCGGGGUGGACAAACGACGAUGGAACUGGCUUCACAGUGCGAAUGUUUUGCUCUGAGACUUGUGGCUGUACUGAUCCAGGGGGCGAACGUCUAAGUAUCGAGGGCUGUCCAUACGGAAAGGGCCGCCCGUGCUGGAGAACAGCAGCUUUCGAGGAUGCACUCGUCACCGCGGUGUGCAAAGAAAAGAGCGCGGAGGAACUGCGAAACUUCACGCCGUGGGUCAGCUGGGUGAACACCAUCGAGGCAUUCAGCCAGGAGGAGGGCAACCUCCUGGGGAAGCCCGAGGCAGCCCUCCUGGCACAGGCAAUGUGGGAGCACGGAUGCGGCUUCGCCGCCAAUCUUUCUGCAGAGAACAUCAGCUGGGGCACGUGUGAUCAGUGGAACACCACUUUCGAUUGGCACUGGAAGACUGUCGCGCACUACUGCCCUGAAUCUUGCUCCUGUGGCUGGAACAGUCCUGCAGAGAGCACCUGUCCAUUGCCACUGGGGCGGACUUGCGACGACCUGGAGGAUUGUCUUUUUGCCAACAAUCAGUACUACUGUCCUGAGAAUGCGCCAACGAUCAAAGGCAGCCUCGUCCUGGACGUAAACAAUCCUACGUUGCUGCUUGCGCAUGUGAAUUCCCUGGGCAUCGCCAUCCAGGAGCUGGUCGCUGGGAUUGCUGGAAAUGGUGUUGAGCCAUGGAUGGUCUACCCCAAAGAACUCGGCGGCGUUCCGGGGAGACGCCUCGCGAUGUUGCAGCUGGAGUUUGAGAUCUUCCAGAUCGGUGGCAACAUGGACGAAGACGAUAUCAAAAACAACCUCCAAACCGCGGAAUCCAGCCAGAUGACUUCGUCAUUCGUCGCCACAUUGGACGGGCUGGGUGUCAACACAGCCGCUUGGGGACUGUCAGUCCAAGCCAUCUCCUUCGGACGAUCUGGACCAGACAGUGGUAGCGGCCCUGAUAGUGGUACUGGCACUGGAAGUGGAAGUGGCAGUGGCAGUGGAAGUGGCUCUGGAAGUAGCCAAGAUGGUGGAGAUGACGGUGCUGGCGAUGAUGGAGAUGAUUCUGGCGACGACAGUGGCGGCGGAAGCGGCUCAAGCGGCAGCGGCAGUGGCCCAAGCGGAAGUGGUCCUAGCGGGGAUGGGGAUGAUGGUUCGGGCGGCGGAGAUGGGGAUGACGGUUCUGGUGGCGACACUGGCAGUGGCAGUGGCCCUGGCAGUGGCAGCGGACCCAGCGGAGAUGGAGAUGGUGGUUCCGGUGAUGAUACUGGUGGCAGCGGCCCCAGCGAGGAUGGAGGUGACGGUUCUGGUGGCGACACUGGCAGUGGCAGUGGCCCUGGCAGUGGCAGCGGACCCAGCGGAGAUGGAGAUGAUGGUUCCGGUGAUGAUACUGGUGGCGGCAGCGGCCCCAGCGGGGAUGGAGGUGACGGUUCUGGUGGCGACACUGGCAGUGGCAGUGGCCCUGGCAGUGGCAGCGGACCCAGCGGAGACGGAGAUGAUGGUUCCGGUGAUGAUACUGGUGGCGGCAGCGGCCCCAGCGGGGAUGGAGGUGACGGUUCUGGCGGCGACACUGGCAGUGGCAGCGGCCCAAGCGGGGAUGGAGAUGAUGGUUCUGGUGACGACACUGGCAGCGGCAGUGGCCCCAGUGGCAGCGGAAGUGGCACCGGCACGGGUCCUGGCACUGGUAGUGGUCCGGGUGGAAGAUAG
Symbiodinium necroappetens is the source of this 3678-nucleotide messenger RNA. The record is from the annotation of a GenBank genome assembly. NCBI's taxonomy places the organism in Eukaryota, Dinophyceae, Suessiales, Symbiodiniaceae.